This is a messenger RNA of Arachis duranensis, 1642 nucleotides long. RefSeq lists its product as uncharacterized. NCBI's taxonomy places the organism in Eukaryota, Viridiplantae, Streptophyta, Magnoliopsida, Fabales, Fabaceae. The record is from RefSeq and is a predicted model, not a curated record. Bases 276 to 1448 code for a protein of 390 amino acids. Gene Ontology annotation, biological process: maintenance of mitotic sister chromatid cohesion; mitotic sister chromatid cohesion. Gene Ontology annotation, cellular component: chromosome, centromeric region; Ctf18 RFC-like complex; chromatin. The transcript has 3 exons.
CGGGUUUCGUGUUCCUUGCCUCUCUGGCUCUCUCACCCUCUCGCUCGGAAGUCUGAACUCUGCGUGGCCUCCGCCGUCGCUCAGCCUCCUCGCCGCCACUGCUUGCCGCAUCCCUCACUUAGAACUCCGCCGUCUCAGCCUCGCCUCUCACCGUCGCGCCGUCUCUCCUCUGCCUCUUGCCUCUGCUUCUCGCUGUGCCUCCUUCCCUCGCCGUCACGAGUCUCACCGCGUGGCCCCUACCUCGCCAUCCAUCUCUAGACUUCAGAGAGACAGAAAUGGAAUCACAAGAGACAUCUUCAAUAGGAGCAGAAGCACUUCUACAUAUGUCUCCUGGAUCAGCGGUUUCUGUUGCAUACCACCCUCUGUUUGGACCGCAUGAUGAUCUGAUCGUUCUAGAGCUUGAUGAUAAACUUCUUCCCGAUGUUCUGCAUGAAAGGUGUGUAUUGAAUUCUCAGCUUUUUGUAGUUCUUUGUACUCAAUCCAAAACAUUUGCAAUGAAGUUCGUUGGAACUUCAAAUUCUGUUUUGCUUAUACCUCCUGCAAAUCAAUAUGUUUUUGAUCAAAAUCCACAAAAUGGUGCAAAUAAUCACAAGGAGAAAGUUGUUGCACCUGUGAUUAAAGUUGUACCUGGUAAUAUGGAGCUUGUUGAGGUUGCCCCCAGACUUGACAAACUUAAAUUGCUCCUCUCGCAGAACCCUUGCAGGCUUGAAGAGUUUGACAGUUCAGAAGUGAAUCCAGAAACUAGAGCAGGGUUAUAUAACUGGAAGGAUCUUAAAAACAAUAUUCAAGCUAGUGACGAGGAACUAAGAUCCGGACUGCAGGCACUAUCGGCUGUGGAGAUUAAUAGCUAUUGGAGACUAGUAGACGAGAGAUACAUGAACAUGAUUCUGGAAAUGGUUUUGAGAAAUGCAGUGUUGAACGACUGGUCACUGAGUGCUCUUAAUGAAGAUGAAGUCGUAAGCAUGCUGGUUACCGAUGGAUUUCCUGCAGAACUUGCAAGGCAUUGCUUGCACGUAUAUGGUGAGAAAGUAAUUGACGGCACGGAUACCUGUGCAUGGAAGUUAGACAAGAAGCGGGUUUGCAUUCAUUUUGCGAGAGAAAUCCUGAGAGGGGGCAAGAUGAAGCUGGAGAGUUUUAUGGAUGAGUGGAGGCAGAGGACUCCAGAUGAAAUGCAGCCAACUUUUGAUCUUGUCGAAGGAGAAGUUUUGACAGAGAGAAUUGGAGUCGAGACAUGGGUCCGUGGAUUCAGCGUCUCUUCGUUGCCAUCCACUCCGGCUGAACGAUUCUCGAUUCUUUUCAAAGAGCGGCCAAAAUGGGAAUGGAAAGAUCUGCAGCCUUAUAUUAGGGAUCUGAAUGUGCCAGGUCUUACUUCUGAAGGUUUGCUAUUGAAAUACACUCGCAGAACACAACCAUCACCUGAAAUAGAACCAAUUUUCAGUGCAAGAUAGUAUUCAUCUGUUUAUUGUGUGGGGACCUUACUUGCCAUCCGCCUCACUUGUCUUACAUGGAAAAAUUUAGAAUUGCCUUGUAUCUUUGCUGUUUCCAGGUUAUAUUCAUGCAUAUUUAGGUAAGAUGUGUAAAAAUCAAUUCUGACAUGAAAUACAUAACGAGUUAGAAUGUUAUGUUGUGUGCCUUUCCCUCA